CCCCCUUUUAUACAUUACCGUCGUUUGAAAUCCUAAAUGUGCAUUAACCAUAGAAUUUUAUAUUUGAUUAUUAAGGUUGACAUUAAAUUGCUUGCCAAUUAAAGUGGAACGUUAUUUUUUAUGCCGUGACGUGGCGCUUGACUCAUAGAUCUUUUUGUAGAUUUCAGCGUGACUUUAACCAUCAAGUAUUUAGUUUAAGAACAUUUUCGGAUGAUACAGACUUAGUUUCAGUUAAACUUAAAGUUUAGACCUGAGCGUAAAAAUGCCGAAGAAAAGAACAACUAAAGCUGCAACGGAAAAAGGCAUUAAGAAACCUUACUCGAGGUCAGUUGACAGUGGCACAUCUAGUGCUGGUAGUUCAACGUCACAAAAGAGAUCGGCAAACUUAACCUGGUUUCUUAAAAUAUACAAAGGUCUGGACGAUUGGCAUCUUUCAAUAUUUAAAGCUACGCAACAGUGCACAAAAGCGAAGACUGUUUUGUAUCCAGGAAGUGACAAGCACUUGACUGCUUCUCUUUGUUUUCCAGACGUUACUUAUGUUGAUUGCAACAAGAAAUUGGAACCAAUCUUUAAUGAUGAUAAAGUUCUUGGAUGGGUCCAUGAGAACAAGCUGUACAGUGAAGAAGCGAAAAUAAAGUUCUUGUGCAAAAAUUUCGAAUCAAAUUUCGCAAAGCUAGCGUCUUUCGAUCUGAUGAUAUCUGCAUGUGCCGGGAUCGUUUCCAAGUCUUGUUGCAAAUAUGUGAAAUCAGGUGGUUAUUUCCUCGUCUCGGAUGCCCACUUUGAUGCUAGAGCAACAUUUCUGAGACAGGAUUUCGAGUUAGAGGGAGUGUAUGAUAUGGAAACAAGCAAGUUCCUAACAGGUGAAAAUGAUCUAGCAGGACACUUUCAUACCAAGGAAGGAAAGCCUUUAACUAAUACUGAAGUUGAAGAAAGUAUGCAGAAACCUAAAGCUAGACGGUCCUUUAAACUUCAAAAGGAAGCAAUGUUUUACCUGUUUAAGAAGACCAAGUAACUUUUCUUGCUUGUAUCACUGCAUAUGCAUGAUUCUUUGAUUGUGAAUUCGGAGACAGUAUAGAUUAUAAAAUACUCGAUUUCUUAGGAAAGCAACCUUUUACCAACUCCAUAUUCCGACCAAAGAUCAUGUUCAUGUACAUCUAAACUUGACAUAACCAUACAUAUUAUACAUGUAUAUACUUUGUAUAACUAUACAUAUUAUUUUUGCUCUGCAUUAAUUAUUUUGAGGUUUGUAGAUGUAAUUAAAUGCAUAAGAAUA
Ruditapes philippinarum (Manila clam) is the source of this 1273-nucleotide messenger RNA. RefSeq lists its product as uncharacterized. The record is from RefSeq and is a predicted model, not a curated record. The transcript has 2 exons. Bases 263 to 1012 code for a protein of 249 amino acids. Lineage: Eukaryota; Metazoa; Mollusca; Bivalvia; Venerida; Veneridae.